Messenger RNA from Musca vetustissima, 1707 nucleotides. RefSeq lists its product as uncharacterized. Gene Ontology annotation, cellular component: membrane. The transcript is spliced from 4 exons. Bases 13 to 1707 code for a protein of 564 amino acids. The record is from RefSeq and is a predicted model, not a curated record. Lineage: Eukaryota; Metazoa; Arthropoda; Insecta; Diptera; Muscidae.
AAAGCCAACAAUAUGUUAACUGCUGUGGGUGGUGGAAUUUGCCUGAAAACACUUGUGGCCCUUGUUGUAAUGCUAAGCAUUCUGGGUCAAUGCGAAAUGUCAUAUUAUCCAGGCCUACGUCGCCGACCAUUACAACCGGCUCAAAGCUCAUCCUAUGAAGUCAAUUCGGACUUUUUGACACAGCUAAUGGAGGAGAAUGCCCGACGAAGAUUACAACAACAAUUCGAGCAGCAUUUGGAGCUGAUCAAUUUGAAAUUGAUGAGAGAGCGCCAGAGAGAGGAGCGGAUGCGGGAACGUUAUCGUCAACAGCAGUUGGCGGCAAUGGCUGCAGAAAAUGACGAUGAUUACGAUUAUGUGCGUAAAUUCAAAGAAAAUUCCGAUGUCAACAGUGUGGUGGACAGUGGCAGUAGUAGUAGCGGCAGCAGCAACAGUGUCAACAAUAACAACAAUAUUGUCGACCAAUACGAUAACACCAAUCAGGAUUUCAGUUAUAAAUAUCCCAGUUUGGAAAAUAUUCACAAUCUAAGGGAUCGCAUUAAUUUCGCCGUCAAUCCCAAUGACCCCCGUUACUAUGAGAAUGUCGAUGAGAAUGCUGGUGGCUAUAUGGUCGGCAAUAUGGAAGCGGCCAAUGACAUUGAUGGUUUGCGGGAUGAAGAUGCCGGCGGCGAAGAUGAUGAAGUUGCCGAUGGUGAUAAGGAUGAGGAUUUAGAUUCACAAGUUCUUGAUGAAUAUGAAGAGUAUACACCGCAGCAGGUGGAUGCAAAUGCCAUUGAUGGAGGAGAUGGUAAAGCGGGAGGAAAAUUGAAUGGUGACACUAUGGUGUUACCACCCCAACAGGCUGGAAUUGUUGGUCAAGGCAGUAACCCCAAUUUCCAUCGCAUUAAACCGCAGUCGGUGUCAGCCGCUGCAGCGGCAGGUGUUAAUUCAAUAAAUGUUAAACAAGUCCAGGCAGGUGGUGUGGCACCAGCACGCCAGGACAUGACUUCUUUAAUUGACAAACUACAUCCGAAAGGUGAUUCUCUGGCACCGGGAGUAUUGGAUGGUUCGGGAGGUGAUGCUCACAUGGUGGUGCGAGAACAUUUGGGCAUGAAAGGUGAAAUGGGCAUGUAUGUGGUGGCAUUAAUAGCGGGAGUGAGUGCAGCAGCUACGGUGGGCUUAUUUGUUUUGGGCAUAGCUUGGUAUACAUUCCACAAUAAGAGCAAAGCUGCUGCUGAUGUUGAUUAUCCCGCCUAUGGUGUUACGGGACCCAAUAAAGACAUUUCUCCUUCGGGUGAUAGAAAGUUGGCUCAUAGUGCCCAAAUGUAUCACUAUCAACAUCAGAAACAACAAAUAAUUGCCAUGGAAAAUCGUCAAAACAAUGAAGAGAACUGUGAAAUGUCCUAUGUCGAAAGUGAUGACGAUAAUGAGGAGGGUGAUUAUACGGUUUAUGAAUGUCCUGGUUUGGCACCGACUGGUGAAAUGGAGGUAAAGAAUCCAUUAUUUUUGGAUGAUACACCAGUUACACCAUCGCUAGGUAAUCAUCCUAUCACUCAGGUUUCGGCACAACAGCCAUCGGUGAAGAAAAUUUUCGAAAAAAGUCAUCAACCGGCGACAACAUCAAGUUCUGCUGCGGCUGCUGCAACAGCAUCGUCAUCGUCAACAAAUGCAGGAAGUAAUGUUGCGGCAACGUCUUCCGAUGAUAAAAAAUCCAAGAAGUCAAAGAAAUAA